AUGCAUAAUCGCAGUGGACAGAGUAGAGCAAGUACUGAGGUCACGCUGAUAGUUUGUCAUGCACAGGGAAUGAGUUGAAGAGAGAAGUGAUUGCUGACUUCUUGACUUUGGUUUCAAUGACUGAUCAGAUCUUUAUUUUUUUAAAUUUAUUUCUGUGGAUAUUACUGAGUAAUGUGACUAAAAAUGGAACUUGAUUUUGGUCAUUUUCCCACUAACAACACUGAGUCUAAUGUAAACCCUUGCUUUAAAAUGGCUUCUUAUCUGCCGACAGAAACGCCUACUAUUGUGUGUGUAUUUUUGAAUGUUUUUCUUGGUUCCAUAUCUGUAAUAACUGUUUGUGGAAACCUCCUGGUAAUAAUCUCCAUCGUUUACUUCAGGCAGCUUCACACUCCGACCAAUGCUCUCAUCCUCUCUUUGGCUGUGGCUGACCUGCUUGUGGGCGCUCUGGUCUUCCCUCUCACAAUGGAGUUCUCCAUUAGCUCGUGUUUGUAUCACGAGGAGAUAUUUUGCAAAGUGAGAAGCAGCUUCGACAUAACGCUCAGCACGUGCUCCAUUCUGAACCUCUGUUGCAUUUCUGUUGACAGAUAUUACGCAGUGUGCCAGCCGCUGGCAUACAGAACUAAAAUCAGCAGCCAUGUUAUUGUGGUGAUGAUCUUGGUGAGCUGGGGUGUUCCAGGUGUGGUUGCGGUCAGUCUAGUAGGGUUUAACAGAUCAAAAUGUGGACAAAACUGUUUUUUUACCGUUGUGCUGGGAAAAAUUCUGAUUGUUCUGAUUACGUUUUACUUACCACUUCUGGUAAUGAUAUGCAUCUACCUAAAGAUUUUUUUUGUGGCGCAGAAGCAAGCACACAGCAUCCAGAGCAUGAAAAACUCUGGGGCAUCUGUCAGCAAGAUGGAGAGGAAGGCCACUAAAACCUUAGCGAUUGUAAUGGGAGUUUUUCUGCUCUGUUGGCUGCCUUCCUUUUUAUGUACAACCGUUUUUACUUUCAGCAACGCCUCCCAUCCUGGCCCUCUGGUAGAAAUACUCAACUGGCUUGCGCUGUCCAAUUCAACGUUCAACCCGUUUAUUUAUGCUUUGUUUUAUAGGUGGUUCAGAUCAGCGUUCAGGAUGAUUAUUUCAGGAAAAAUUGUUCUGGGAGAUUUCACUGACUUCAAACUUUUUUGAUGUUUGAAGUUCUUCUUAGAGUAAAUCCAUAAUGCCUUAUUGAAAUUGUGCUGAUAACACCUGUAGCUUUACAAGUGCUUAAGAAUAUGUUAACUGCAAACAAAGCCAGAUGUUAAUGAUUUGUCAAAGCGAAAUCUUUGUCAGGG
Molecule: messenger RNA, 1310 nt
Organism: Xiphophorus hellerii (green swordtail)
Lineage: Eukaryota; Metazoa; Chordata; Actinopteri; Cyprinodontiformes; Poeciliidae
Product: trace amine-associated receptor 1-like
Exons: 1
Coding region: 184-1164 (326 amino acids)
Biological process (GO): G protein-coupled receptor signaling pathway; cell surface receptor signaling pathway
Cellular component (GO): membrane
Molecular function (GO): trace-amine receptor activity
Source: RefSeq, a predicted model, not a curated record